GCAGAUGUUUGUUUUAUUUGAAGCUGUAUUUUUAGAUGCCCAGGUUCUAGGAUUCUUUCGAACGUGACCAAACGGUAUUCUCGAUGAAUAUUGGUGGACGAAAGCCGCUCGAUGCGGCGUCGGUAGAUCCUGAUUUCCUCGUGUUCGGAUAUCAGUGUAAGAUUUUUCGUGAUGACGAGAAAGCAAUGUCGAUUGACUGUGGAAAACAUCUCAUCCCUUGGAUGGGGGAUGAAGGUCUCAAGAUUGACAGGUAUGAUGUUCGUGCGGCGUUGGCAGAUCUCUCCCAAUACGAAGCACCACGUGGUGGCUAUGAUGCAUUCGAGUUGUUGACUGCCGAAGAAAGGAAAGUUGAAGAACUCUGCGAUGAAGAACGGUACAUGUCUCUUUAUCGAGACCCAGAACAAGAAGCCGCUGAUCAAGAUGAAGAGCUCAAGCGUUUGCGAGCGGCUGUAGGAGAGAGUGUUCACGCCGAAAUUGGAUUUUCUUACGACGAGAAAGCACAGGAACCGGCAGCCGUUUGUCAAGAAGAGGAGGAAGCGGAAGAACCAGACGUGCCUUUCGUAGCUCCUCAUGAUCUCCAUAUUCCCAGACUAGAACUUUCAGCCUGAAAGCAUGAAACAGUAUCAAGUGAUCGAGAAAACAGCCAAGUUUCUCGCCCGACAAGACCCUCAGAUGGAAAUCGUUCUCCGAGCGAGACAGUCGGGAAUCGCUGCAUUCGAGUUCCUCAACUACGGGAAUAUUUUGAACCCAUUCUACAAGUACUUGUUGCGUGUUAUCCGUGCCGGGCGAUUCAUCCCUGGAGAUGAUGUCAGUAAUGACAAAAAAACUGAGGAACCCGAGCUCAGUGACAGUGAUGAUGAUGGAGAGGGUUACCUGCAUCCAAGUCUCUUCUCUCGACCAGCCGUUGUUUCAGCGCCUCCUGUUCCGGGUCCUGCGCCAGUGGUUAUGAAGGAUAAUCCGUAUGCGAGCCUCGUUUCCACGAUAAGAAUGUCUUCGUUGGUUCUGCAACCGACUCCGCCGCCGCCACCACCACCACCGCCGCCGCCGCCCCAGGGGCUAUCAUUGCCGCCGACGUUGCUUGCUCCGCCGCCGCCGCCACCACCAGUUGUCGUGCCGCCACCGGACCUGGAAACGGUCAUCAACAAAACCGCGAUUUAUGUUGCGAAAAACGGGCCUGGGUUCGAGAGUACGAUUUUGUCGAGAGGCGAUCCGAGAUUUUCGUUUCUGAAACCCGGGGAUAUCCAUCACGCGUUUUACGUCGAACGCAAGCGGUUCUACGGCGAAGACGGAACUGGGUCGCCACACGAAGGUGAGCAAGCUUGGACAUGCUUUCUUGGGUUCUGCCUCCAGCAACCUGUGCGUUCAGCAACGGGUCAUCUGCGAAGCUCUAAAAGGGGUUAAAGAGAACGAAAGAGAGAAAGAAAAAGAAGGGGAAGACAAAAAAAAGAGAAAGAGAGAGAAAAUGGGAAAAAUUCAGGGUUGAUGACAGAGCUGACGCCCGAGCGUCGAUUAAUGAUCAGUGACGCACUGCAAGUUUGCUUUCGGCGGUGUUUUCCUGGCUGGCGAGGCUUUGGUAAGUCAGUCACGAGUUUUUCUCUCCUGCAUCUUGCUUCUCAGUUUUCUUUUCUUUUGUCCUAGUUUUUGUUCAUUUCUUUUCCUUUUUUUUUUCUCCUUGACCGGCGAUUAUUUCUUCAACGAUUGAAACUUGGGAAGUGCCAUAAUUUUCUCAUUUGCGCGAACAUGAGAUGACAACGAUGAGACUCGAUUUCUCCGUUUAUCCUAUUGAACAAAAGUUUUGCGAGUGAAUCUAUGACGAACUGUCACUUGAACAAUUAUUUUAGGACAUUAAUCGAGAAGUGCUCGGAAUUUGUAACUGGCGUUGUGCAGUACUGUACGAGAGGUAAGGUAUAACGAAUGUUUUUGGGAUAGAAAUUGAAAUGAAAUGGAAUUUGGAAUAGAAAUUGAUAUCAUUGUGCUGAAGAAAAUUAUUGUUGAAGAAAAUCAAGAGCAUAAGUGAAAAAAAUGCAGCCCUGUUUGACAUCUUUUUUGUAAUUUUUUUGCGAAAGGCAUUUUUAAAGCCUUUUGCUCUUCACCCAUUAGAUGAGGUGCCCAUUUCGCAGAUUUUUUGGUGUAGUCCAGCUUCUCAUUCAGAACCCUGAAAUCGACAUGGAAUUAAUUCCGAAGUUUGCCUCCAGGUCUUUGAAAGUAAUUCCGCCAUUUUCAUCCACCGCUGCCACAUUCUUCUCCCGAAUGGCUGCUUCGAAGGCGGCUUUUGAUGAAAAUGGCAGAAAUAAUAAUCAAUCACUGUAAUGGUGGUAUUCCUUGGAAUUAAUGCCACGUGAAUUUGAAUAAUUCUGAGGGGAAAGCUGGGGUCCACCGAAAAAUCUUCGAGAUGGACGCCUCAUCUUUUGAGUGAAGAACAGAAAGCUGCCGGGGUGAGAUUUGCAAACAUUUGCUGAAGAAUGUGUCGGACAAGCCUGAUUUUUUUUCUUGUGUCGAAGAAUAUUUUUUUUCUUAUUAUUUUUUCCAUGUUUCAAUUUCCAUUCUGAAAACAUUUGUUAGACCCCUUGUAUGCAAAAAUCGAUUUUCAUUUAUUUAAUUUUUGCGAUGAGCGGAAUAUAAACAGUGUGUCUUAUUCGCGUGAAUUCAAAAAAGCAAGUGUUAUAUUUUUUCCUCACAGCAAUUUUUCUUUGCCCGCAAGAGUCGAUAUUGAAAGAAAUGAUGUGUCCUGGCAUUCAUUUGUCGCAAAAGCAUUAUGGAAAAGUCGCACAGUGACUCGAUGAUUUUGAUGGAGUGCGAAGUAAUCGUCGGUUCUUACUAUCACUCGUUGUAGCUGUUUCUUUCUCGCUUCACUCUGUUGACCCUUCUCGUUGUUUCUGGUGCCCUUGUCGCCAGUCGACUUCCUUCGUGAUUCCACUUUUUAAUAUUGUGUUUGUGUCGUGUUUUUCCUCCCCUCUUUGCGUGUUGUCGCGUGUCUGGAAGGUCAAAAAGACAACAUCACACCUGGAGGCACUUUAAGCUUCAGCAUCAAGAAGAAAAUGUCCGACCGAACUAUCGUCGGCUCUGGGUUCAUGGACGACGAUGAGGAAGAUGAGGCCACUCAAAAGCAGGAGACGGAAGAAAAGGAAGAAGGAAAGUCUAGUGACGAUAAGGAAGUAUUUCCUGUGGAAAAGUCUGUUUCUCCGCCUCUUCCGCCUCCUGUAGCAUUCAGUGAGAAUAAGGGGACUGGAAACCGGACGGAAAUCCGGAAACCUGCCGCUCAGGAUGGUGUAACCGAUCUUCUGAGGGAUGAACUUCUCAUGAACGAGUCGAUGAAACCAAAGAUCGAAGCGAAAGAUGAAGUGAAGAAGAUGCAGUUGGACCGGAAGAAAAAGGCUGCGGAAUUUUUGGCGAAGCUCAUGAAAAAACCUGACAGUCUUCCAAUGUCGAAUGUACAUCCUGGUCAGGCUAGGAUUGCUCAAGAGUCUGUUGCUGACAGUGAUUCAUCUUCCUCAUCAAAUGCGAAUCUUAGAAAUCCGGAAACUUUGGCUCAAGUGAAAGAUUUGCCAAUCUUCGAAACGACGACCAUGUCGGAACCUGAAAUCUCUAAAUCUGCGGAUCAGUUUUCGGUGCAGAAUGAAAACCAAGAGAACAAAGAAAACCAGCUUUCUGCGAAACCAGGGGGUAAUUCGCAUGAUGACUUGAAGCAAGAACCAAAAUCGCAAGAUUUGCCCAGUAACUGUGUCAUCGAGGAAGUCAAAGUUCACAGCAGUUCUUCAGAAUCGGGCGAAAUUAGAAAUCCAUCAUCUGAUGAAGAACGUGAUGCUGCUCGUGACUCGAAAUCAAAAAAGAAGAAGAAGAAAAAGACCAAGAAGUCAAAAAAGCGGAAAAAACGUUCUGAACGAGAUGAAGAUGAAGAAGAAGAAGAAGAAGCAUCUCGUCGGGAAAGGAAGAGAUUGAAACAUGACAAAUCUAGCUCAGGUGGCAAAAAGCAGAAGCAUCGAACCCGUCAUCGACACCGAUCAAAAUCUGGCACUUCCGACGAAGACGCGGAUGAAAACUGGGUGCCUUCAGCAGCAGGUCCCUCAUGAAGAAAUUGUUCGCCACUUUUAUCAAAGCCUUUCAUUUUUAUUACGAUUCAAGUUCACUGUGUGUGUGUUGUGGAUAAGAAUUGAUCCAAUCAUGGUUGUACGAAAGAAGAAAACA
Molecule: messenger RNA, 4185 nt
Organism: Notodromas monacha
Lineage: Eukaryota; Metazoa; Arthropoda; Ostracoda; Podocopida; Cyprididae
Source: the annotation of a GenBank genome assembly